AUGAAAACAAAUGAAAAAGAUGAAAUACUGUUGAGUAAAAUUUAAACUGAUACUGUUCAAAAAGAAAAGCUGAAUCAAUAAAAUCAAGUAUUAUUUCUCACUAAUCAAAGGAAAAUCAUGUUAUCAUAAGCAUCUUGAGAAGUGAACAAUAAACACAAAUGCCUUCAAUUUAAGCAUCUCAAAGUGACUUCUUUAUUAGAUGUAUGAAAUUAUUCAUAUAUUAUAUAGAAAGUUAAUAAGAAAACAUUGAUUCUUAAUUAGAAAAUAAUAAGAAGUUCUAAGAACAAUCCUUAUCGAAUAUUGAUGGUCUAUUAUCAAAAUCUCAUUAGCUUAAAAAUAAUACAGAAUUACAUAAAUCCUCGUCAUUCUCUUAAAUAUUUCCAUUAUUAGAUGAUAAUUUGACAUGUAUUUCUUAAACUUCAUCCUUGUAAAUGAUUAUAAUAAUUUUCAGUAUAUCAUUGGAAAAACAAAAAUUGUCAAUUCAAACAAAUAAAAAAAUUAAGAAACGAAAGAGCAGUACUGUUGGAGGUGCUAAAACUUAAAUCAGUAGAAAACAGAUUAUUAUAAAAUGCAAAACUUAAAGAAUAUCAGAUAAACUAAUAGAAUAGCCUACUUCCAUUUAAAUUGAACAAUAGGAAUUCGUUCCAGUUCCAUCAAUAGAAGCUAUAAUACACUAAGAAGCUAUAUUGAAUGAAAAUAGUAUAUAUUCCUUUUAUACUUUCUCUAGCACUCUAAUUAUAAAAUUAAUACUAUAUGCAGAAUUUAAUUGGAUAUUUAAUGGGAACAUUGAAAGACAAUUUUAUGGCUUAAAUGUACUUAAACCAUUUCUCUUAAUUAUAUGACAACCUAUAAAAAUCAAAAUUAAUUGUAUGCCCAUAAGAAUAUACUUUGUCCAACUAAAUUUAACCUUAAAAAAGUAUCAAAGUAUUAUUAAAUCAAGAAAUGUAGAAAACCUUGAUUAUAGAUUUAGAUGAAACACUAGUACAUUGUAAUGAGUUUAGUUGUUUAAAGAGUGAUUUUUUCAUUCCAGUAAUAUUUAAUGAGCAAAUCUAUUAGGUAUGUAUAAUUUAUAUUUUAGGUUGGUAUAAGCAUAAGACCAUAUGCAUAACAAUUCUUGAGGAAUAUGGCUAAGGAUUAUGAAAUCAUAAUUUUUACAGCUUCAAAUCCAGAUUAUGCAAACAAAAUUAUUGAUUAUUUAGAUCCACAACAUAAUCUUGUAUCAUAUAGAUUGUUUCGUGAUGAUUGUAUACAAAUAUCAAAUAAUUGUCACAUAAAAGACUUACGAAUUCUAAAUAGAAAUAUGAAAGAUAUUCUUUUAGUGGAUAACUCAGCUUACUCAUUUGCUUUUUAAGUUGAAAAUGGGAUACCAAUAAUACCAUAUCUAGAUGAUAAAAAUGAUAAAGUAUAAAUUAAAUUAAUUCUUCAAUAGGAAUUAGUACAUUUGUAACAUUAUCUCCAGCAUGUAAAUCAAUUUGAUGAUGUUCGUAAUUAAAACAAUAAGAUUUUUAAUUUGAAAACAGUUCAAAAUUGUGUUUCUAUUGUAGAGGCUAUUAAAAAGUUAUAAGCCUCAUUCUCAAAGUGAC
Messenger RNA from Paramecium pentaurelia, 1583 nucleotides. NCBI's taxonomy places the organism in Eukaryota, Ciliophora, Oligohymenophorea, Peniculida, Parameciidae. The record is from the annotation of a GenBank genome assembly.